CUCACAGGGUCCACUGCAGAUAAACCUUGAAGACAUAAGGAGCCGGUCCCAAGUCAUGAUCCUGGGAGCCAUCGCCCUGGCUGCCCUGCUGAGCCCCCAUGGAACUGGAGCCAUCAGGGGGGGCCAUAUGUCAGUGUAUGCCGAGUUCGUCCAGACACACAGACCCUCUGGGGAGUACAUGUUUGAGUUUGAUGGGGAUGAGCAGUUCUAUGUGGACCUGGAUAAGAAGGAGACUGUCUGGCAUCUCCCAGAUUUUAUUCAUGCCUUUGACUUUGAUGCUUGGAGGGGUAUUGCUGACAUUGUCAUGGCAAAGAAGAACUUGAACAGCCUGAUCCAACGGUCCAACCACACCAGGGCCACAAAUGAGCCACCUGAGGUGACCGUGUUUCCCAAGGAGCCUGUGGAGCUGGGACAACCCAAUACUCUCAUCUGUCAUGUGGACAAGUUCUUCCCACCUGUGCUCAAUGUCACAUGGCUGCGCAAUGGGCAGAUGGUCACUGAAGGUAUAGCUGAGACCAUCUUCCUGCCCAGCACAGAAUUUAGAUUCCACAAGUUCCACUACUUAACCUUCCUUCCCACGGCUGAAGAUGUCUAUGACUGCAAGGUGGAGCACUGGGGCCUGGACCAGCCGCUCCUUCAGCACUGGGAGGCCCAGGAGCUGAUCCAGGUGCCCGAGACGAAGGAGACUGUGGUCUGUGUCCUGGGUCUGGUGGUAGGCAUGGCGGGCAUCAUCACUGGCAUCAUUGUCCUGAAGACCAGGCAGCCUGACAGCAUCCCUGAGUGCAGGGGCUCCUGUGACAACCCUUAUGAGAUAGAAGAGGAUAUAGCGGAAUGCCCAGCAACAGAUCUACUUUAAAGCUCCAGUGCCUCUGAAUGUCUGUGCUCCUCAACACCAAUGAUCGAUGUCCCCAAAGACCCCUCCAAUCCCUGCCUGUCUGUGAUCCUACUCGCACUUCGCACCUGCGAAAGGCCUCAUACAUAGAAAGUACUCAAUAAAU
Molecule: messenger RNA, 998 nt
Organism: Mustela erminea (ermine)
Lineage: Eukaryota; Metazoa; Chordata; Mammalia; Carnivora; Mustelidae
Product: RLA class II histocompatibility antigen, DP alpha-1 chain
Exons: 5
Coding region: 56-856 (266 amino acids)
Biological process (GO): immunoglobulin production involved in immunoglobulin-mediated immune response; peptide antigen assembly with MHC class II protein complex; positive regulation of T cell activation
Cellular component (GO): MHC class II protein complex; membrane
Molecular function (GO): MHC class II protein complex binding
Source: RefSeq, a predicted model, not a curated record